Lolium rigidum is the source of this 1457-nucleotide messenger RNA. RefSeq names its product transcription factor STKL2-like. The coding region runs from base 229 to 1026 and encodes 265 amino acids. The transcript has 3 exons. Gene Ontology annotation, biological process: regulation of DNA-templated transcription. Gene Ontology annotation, cellular component: nucleus. Lineage: Eukaryota; Viridiplantae; Streptophyta; Magnoliopsida; Poales; Poaceae. The record is from RefSeq and is a predicted model, not a curated record.
GAGGAGGAGGAACGCGAAGAGGAAUGGACGGAGGCGCCGGAUCCAUAUCUCCAGCUCAAGAGGAAAAGGGCAUCGGCAAGGGUCACUAGGUCGCAGCAGCGAAAGGUGCCGGCGCCCGCACAGCAACGAGGCAAGGAAGGGGAGCAACCUAGCAAGUCGAAGAAGCCCAAUUCAAAGAAAAUCACUCGGGCUCGGGCGCCAUUGCAGCAACAGCUUAGCCAGUCGGAGAUGCCCAAGUCAAAGAAAAUCACUCGGUCUCGGGCGGCAUUGCAGCAACAGCUUAGCCAGUCGGAGAUGCCCAAGUCCAAGAAACUCACUCCGGCGCCGGUACAGCAGCAAGGCGAGGAAAGAGCACAGCCUAGCGGGUCGGAGAUGCCCAAGUCAAAGAGAAUCAGGCGUACAUGGACUCCCAGCGACGAGGUUCAGAUUCUCACGGCGCUCCUCGAGCACCGCCGCGAGCAGGGGAAGCUGCCAGAGCCGGAUAACAAUGACUUCUUCGACUCCGUCGCGGAACGCCUCGAGGACAAGAGCUGCACUCGUUCCACUAUCAAGGACAAAGUGCGUAGUCUGAUGCGCCGCUACAAAUCCUAUGUUGCACCUACUACUGACCACGAGCACCGCCUUGCGGAUCUGUCCAACAGCAUCUGGGGAGACCUGCCGGCGACCCACGCUGCCAACGCCAACAAUGGCGAUGGCGAACAGGAUGAGGGGGAGCACGCCAUGUCUGAGGCUGAGGCUGAGAAUAGUAGUGGCCAGACUCUGGACAAGACCUUCGAGGAAAUGUGUGAGAUGUAUCCUCUUCUUGGGCAGGAGGUGAAGCGGCUCGCAGGGGUACAGCCUGCCCUCAGAACCUCCUUCACUGGAUUAGAUGGCAACAAGGCACUCUUAAUGGAGAAGAAACUGGAUAAGCUCAAAUGGAAAGAGUUGAAGAUCCAGGCGGAGAUGGAAGCCAAGGUAGAAGCACCAAAGGCAAGGGUUAGGAAGGAGCUUGUCAAUGUUUUAUCGGAGGUUUCCAAGAAUUUAUGAAGGAAUUGCUCUAUGCUUGGAUGUCUUUGCCUAGAGCAGGUGAUCAAGCUAGGAUUUUACUGCUCCAGAGUUCACUCAAUUCUGAAUAGGCUUAUGGUGAAGAGGUCAUGGAGGACGCGCUGGCAGACUCGUUAGUAACUAGAGUCGAGCACGUGAGUAGCCUAGGUUAGUGGGUAGAGUAUUAACAUAGUUAAACCUUUUGGCGUUGGGAUUUUGCUGAUGUGUCGGGCAGAAAAUCAAGGCAUGUAGUAAUGAAGUGUUCUGAGAUGGUUCUUGUUUGCCCUCUGGUAAGAUUUGACGACAGUGUUUGGUUGGUGAAAAGAGAGUGGAGCGUUAUGUAGCAGUGGUAGUCAAGGGAGCAUUCUGGUACAAUAUCAUGUCUAUGCAAUGAUGAUUUGAUAAUGUCAUGCCUGAUCGGAAUGUCCCACAUA